Messenger RNA from Trichoplax adhaerens, 1254 nucleotides. RefSeq lists its product as uncharacterized. The record is from RefSeq and is a predicted model, not a curated record. Lineage: Eukaryota; Metazoa; Placozoa; Uniplacotomia; Trichoplacea; Trichoplacidae. The transcript has a single exon. The coding region runs from base 1 to 1254 and encodes 417 amino acids.
AUGGGGACUGAAACUUUCCUUAGCAUGAUACUCGAUACGCCAACUGAUGAUCUUGUAGCAUCUGAAAGUGUGGAUCAUGCAAAAAACGAUUCUUACAAAGGUAGUGACGUUCACGAAAAAUAUAUCGAUGAGGCUUCUUUCGUCAGCAAUAACUUAACAAGUGCAAAUAUAGAAUUAAGUAAAGACGAAAUUAAAACAGUUCUCAUCCAAUCCUAUUUAUCACCAAGGACUGGCUAUGGAAAAUAUAACUUAGUUGGAACGCUGACUCAGGAAAUUAAUAAUUUACUAUCUAAGAAAAAAGUUAAACGCAAAAAUCAUAGGAAAAAGAAGAGAAUUCUUCCGAUGGAUAAUCAAGAACAGAAUCAAAAUAGAGCAGCUCAUAAAGAGAAAAAAUCAUUAAACAAACAAUCCGUUGACAAAUCAAUUAAGAAAGAAGAUGAUGAUGCUUCAGUUGUAAAAAAAGAGUGGAUACCUAGCGAUCAUAGGCUUGAUAAUACUAAGAAUGAAUACAUUCUUGCUUGGAUUAGACAGAAAGAUGAAAUUGCCCUUAAGAAAAGGCAGGAAAUAAAAAAGGAACGUAAACAGAAGAAAUUAAGCAAGGAGGAAAGGCUGAUACAAUCUGAAGUUAGAGAACGACAAGCAAAAACUUCAUUUAAACGUUGGCUGCGUAUAAAAAAGCGAGAAGAAAAAUCAGCUAAUCCUGUCAAUAACUCAUCAUCUGUACUCUCCGAGAAACAAGUUGUAGCUACUCCACAAGAAAGUAAUCAAGAUGUUGACGUCAAUCAUGACAAUGAUCAAGUUAAUGAAAAAUAUGGCCAACAGGAUGAACAAGCCCAUGUUGAAAAGGCAUCAGUAUCAUCGUCGAAACACCAAGAGACCCCAUUAAAAAAGGAAACGAGUAAAGUUAAUCAACGAAGGCGUAAGAAGAAAGCGAAAGCUAAAGUAAAGGAUGAAGCUAAACAAUCAAGUUCUAGCAAUUCGCAAAAUCAUCUUGCGAUUCGUAAUGACGAUAUAUCAAAAAAACGUAUUUCAUAUGAUGAAUGGUUGAAACAGAAAAGCAUGGAAGACAAUAUGAAAAAGAAGAUGGAUAAAAAUAAGGAUAGCUCUUAUGAUGAAGAAACAAGUCAAUUAAUAAGUAAAGUAGCCAAGAAAAGAAUGUUAAAUAUAUUAGCAAGUAAAAAGAAAGUAGACUGUGGUCAACAUUUGGAUAAAGUGAAAAAAACGUUGGACAAUCCGUAUAGCCACAAGUAUUGA